AUGCAGUUAACAGUUAACCGAUAUUCGAAUGAUAAUUUAUGGAAUGUCCCUUCCACGAGUUUCUAUCAAAAACCUGAUGAUAUUUACGAAGUUAGUGAUAGUGAAAGCUCAAUUGAAGAUCUACUGAAUUUAGAUCAUGCCUACAAUCCCAGUUUAGAAUCACAGCAUCAAAAACAUGCUUUUGUUGUAAGUGAUAGUGAGAGUUCGGAGGAAGAUAUCUUGAACUUAGACGCCAAUUACAAUGCAAAUUUAAAACUUAGUGCAAAAUCUCCGGUUUUAGAACGAACCACAUCAACAGAGAAAGUUCCUAACAUUGUAAAUAAAGAUAGUUCUAGUGAUGAUGAAGAUGUUGAUGAUGACCCUGAAGUGCUGGUACCUUCAGACCCAAUAGAGUGGAACGAAGCAAACAUAGAAUCGUGGCUCAAGUGGUGCAAACAGAAGUUCCUAACCGGCGUCGCUCUGGACCCAAAGAAGUUUCCAAAAUCGGGAAAAGAUUUGUGCAAUUUGACUGUAUCCGAUUUCGAGAAGUUGGUGGAAGACGAAAGGACUGCCAAACUGUUAGCUAAAUAUAUAGCCCAUUUAAGACACAGCAUUACUGGACGUGCCAGCAGCCCUUUGAACAUCGAUUGUACGAUCCCCACCGACGGAGAAGAGGAUGAACCGGAUCCGUAUCAGUUGUUGAACGCAGCGUCGUCGCGAUUGGUGGCCCAAGGCUCUGGGCAGAUUCAGUUGUGGCAGUUCCUUCUGGAGCUGCUCGGCGAUUCGGCCAAUGCGGCAUGCAUAACGUGGGAAGGCACCAAUGGCGAGUUUAAGCUCACGGAUCCCGACGAGGUGGCACGCCGUUGGGGCGAGCGCAAGUCCAAACCAAACAUGAACUACGACAAACUUUCCAGGGCUCUCAGAUAUUACUACGACAAGAAUAUUAUGUCAAAAGUGCAUGGGAAGCGAUAUGCAUACAAGUUCGACUUCCAUGGUUUGAUGGCUGCGUGUCAAGCACAGGCCCAGGGUCAAGGUGAAAUGUUACCAUCUUAUCACAAGUACCAGACGCAUCAGAGCGAGCUGGGAACGGCGCUUUAUCCAACGACGUCGGCCGCCGGAGCAUCGGUCAAAUUGCCGGCAUUAUCUUUGCCCCCCGGUGCUCAACAUCCACAAAGCGCCCUGUUCCCAUCCCCUGCUUAUUGGCCCUACUCACCGGGUGGAUUCGACCCACGCACUCCACCUUUCAAUUAGUAUUACACAAUUAUUACGAGUUAAGUUAAUGCAUGUGAAACAAUCCCAUCGUUUCUUUCAGAUAGUAAAUUAUUAAAAAAAACCCUUUUAGUAUGAUCAUUAACAAAUAACUCUUCCAACAAAAAUGAAAUUUUUCAAUAAAUAU
Nicrophorus vespilloides is the source of this 1375-nucleotide messenger RNA. Its product is annotated as DNA-binding protein D-ETS-6-like. Bases 1 to 1230 code for a protein of 409 amino acids. The record is from RefSeq and is a predicted model, not a curated record. The transcript is spliced from 6 exons. Gene Ontology annotation, molecular function: sequence-specific DNA binding; DNA-binding transcription factor activity, RNA polymerase II-specific. Lineage: Eukaryota; Metazoa; Arthropoda; Insecta; Coleoptera; Silphidae. Gene Ontology annotation, biological process: regulation of transcription by RNA polymerase II; cell differentiation. Gene Ontology annotation, cellular component: nucleus.